ACCCGCCACGUGACUCUGCGGCUAAGUUCGCUCCCGAGUUUGACAGAAGUUUGAAUCGGACUCGGGGGCUUUCUGCAGCCGCAGGGCAGAGCCGCGGAGGCGGCUUCGGCCAGCUCGAACAGCAGCGCCCCCAAGACCCACCCCGCCAGCCUGGAUCCCGGGCCGCCGACGGCCGCUCGCGCUACGGCACCGCUCGCUUCACCUGCCGUGGGUCAGCUGCCCCCAGUCCCACCGCAGUCCCCGCAACCUCCGCGCAAGGGAGCCGAGACCCCUCGCAGCACCCCGGCCCCGCCGUGCCAGCAUGUCCUCGACGGAGAGCUCGAGUCGCACCACGGACAAGUCGCCGCGCCAGCAGGUGGACCGCCUGCUGGUGGGGCUGCGCUGGCAGCGCCUGGAGGAGCCGCUGGGCUUCAUCAAAGUUCUCCAGUGGCUCUUUGCUAUUUUCGCCUUCGGGUCCUGCGGCUCCUACAGCGGGGAGACAGGAGCAACAGUUCGCUGCAACAACGAAGCCAAGGAUGUGAGCUCCAUCAUUGUUUCAUUCGGCUAUCCCUUCAGGUUGAACCGGGUCCAGUAUGAGAUGCCCCUCUGCGAUGAUGACUCCACCUCCAAGACCAUGCACCUCAUGGGGGACUUCUCUGCCCCUGCCGAGUUCUUUGUGACCCUGGGCAUCUUUUCCUUCUUCUAUGCCAUGGCUGCGCUAGUCCUUUACCUGCGCUUCCACAACCUGUACACAGAGAACAGGCGCUUCCCACUGGUGGACUUUUGUGUGACUGUUUCCUUCACCUUUUUCUGGCUGGUGGCUGCAGCUGCCUGGGGCAAGGGCCUGACUGACAUCAAGGGGGCCUCACGGCCAUCCAGCCUGACUGCAGCUAUGUCUGUGUGCCAUGGAGAGGAAGCAGUGUGCAGUGCCGGGGCCACACCCUCCAUGGGACUGGCUAACAUCUCCGUGAUCUUCGGCUUCAUCAACUUCUUCCUGUGGGCCGGGAACUGUUGGUUUGUGUUCAAGGAGACUCCGUGGCAUGGGCAAGGCCAGGGCCAGGACCAGGACCAGGGCCAGGGCCCCAGCCAGGAGAGUGCAGCUGAGCAGGGAGCGGUGGAAAAGCAGUAAGCAGUCCCCACCUGGCUACUCCCUGAACAGGACAGCACCUCUUCAACACCUCUGGCUUCCAGGACCUCCCUUUUAUUCCUCCUCCAACUCCCUCUCCCAUCAUUCUGGGCUUUGAGCUCUGAGACAUCAAUGGAUGGGUAGGCAUCAGCUGUUGGACACCUGGGCAGCCCUCCCAGUGGCUUCCUAUCCCUCCACUUGCUGGAGCCCCAGAUGGCAGGAGCUUGAUGCUUCUUGUCUACUGCUGGGACCCUGGCGUCUUACUUGGGGUCUUACAGCCUAUGAGAACCAGCUUGGCUGCACAUGAGGGUUGGGGGCAGGAGACCAGAGUCCUGAGACUGGUUCCUAGUAGCCAAUUCUAUCCACCUGUCCAGCUACAAUAAAAGUGGGGGGAGGGGUUAUCAGCUGGCAGCCUUCUUCCUGAUCCCUUGCAUGGAGGGCCCACCAGUGGUUUAGUGACCCCUCUUCAAUGGCUGUCAUCUAGGUCCUGUGUCUGUCCUGAUGUCCAGUUAGCCUGAGUUCAGCAUGCCUCCCACCCUCUGCUCUGGCCUCUGCUUGCCCACAGAGCGCCCACCAUGUGGGAACCCAGGAGGCCAACUAGCCUAGAAAACAGCCUUUCAAAGGAUCCUGAUGAGGCCUAGACUCAGUGGAGAGCAAAUAAAUUGCAACUUCAAGAAACUGAAGUUGUAACUUCAAGAAACUGAAGCCAGGAACCUUACUGGACAUCAGUUCUUUCUAUUCUCUCAGUCCUCCCACCCCUCCAGGCUGGGCACUUUGCACCAACACCCUAAACUCACACUUGCCCUAGAACUCCUUACCUUCCUUCCUAUCCUCCUUGGGCUUGGUCUCACACUUGGGAUACAAGAUGAGGGUUCUAGGAGCAUCUCCAUUUCAGCCCUCUCACCUCCAACCUCUCUGUCUAUCUCUGUUCCCCAGCCUCUUGGGUCUGAGGCAUUCAAGAUCCUUUUUGAAGUCCGCCUGGGCCUUCCUUUCAUUCCUGUGGGCCAGAUAGGGGCUUGGAAAAGCCCAAAGGACCAUCAUGAGUCUAAGUUGCCCCAGAGCCCCAGGAAAUGGAUGGAUGGGCCCAUUUCCUCCUCACUCCGCUUGUCCCCGGCCCACCCCGGUCCACCCUGGUCCACCCCACUUUCAUACUUUCCCUUCUCACCUUUACAAAAGGACAUGCCCUCUCCCUUUGCUCUCCAUCCCUCUCCUGCUUCCUCAUUUCUCCCAGGCUUUAUCCCUCUUAGUCCAGGGCAGGAUGAUACUUUGGUGCUUCUCCAUUUCGGGACCGAGUUCCCUAUUUGUCUUUGGUGUGUCUCCUCUUGCUGAUACCUCCUUCAGUCCCUCUCUGGAUCCCAGGGCCCAAGAGUCAGGGCUGACUGGGUCAGGGCCAUCCAUCUAAUACCCAGUUCAAAACCCUUCAGUUUGCCCUACCCAUAGGGCUGCCCAGGGAAGGAUGAAGAAGAAAGAGUCCAGCCAUUUUCCAGUUCAGUGCCAAUUAGCCCAUUUAUCACCCCAAAGGUGAAUGUGCUUGAUGCCAAUCUCUCCUCACGACUGAGUCAACCCCUCCAACCUCCUCACCUCCCUAAACACAAUCCAUAGUAACUUGUGUAUUACUGGGGUCCCCAGGAGUCAGACUUUUGACUUCGAGCCAAUCCUUUCUUCUUUGGGUCAGUUUCCCCACUUGAUGGCGGAAUGUGAGAUUUAUAUCCUCAAAUGCUCCAGAGUCCUUCAGUGAAAGAAUUAGGUUUUUUUGUUUUGUUUUGUUAUUUUCAAGAUUUUGGGAAAAGGAUUUGAGGAGGGAAGAGGGGAUGGGGAUGAGGGUAUUUCUAAGUCUGAACCUCUCUCUGUCCAGAGCUGUCCCCAUGGUUGCUCUAGGACAAGGGGGGACAGUUUUGCCUACAGCUCCAGAGACACAGAAAACAAAGGGGUGACCUUCAUUUUUCUUCAAACUGGCCCCUGUGAGGGUCCGUGAGCAGCUUUUACUGGAAUUUUGUUUGGAUUCUGUGUACGUAUUUAUAAUUUAUUUGAAAUGUGAUGGAUAAAGUGUUCUCAUUUGUGGGCUGAAGUUAGCAACUGGUCUUUCAGGUAGGGAAAGGGGUGGGUGGGUAUACUGUCCUACCACGGACUUCUAGCCCAGACUUCUACCUACAGCAGAGAAGGCUCUUUCUUCUCCUCAAGAGGCUGGCUUGUUCUCAGCCAGAAGAGUCUUCAUUUUGGCUAUGGCCUCUUUCUCCAUGGCCACCCUAAGAGAAAAGGCUGCUUUUACCUCAUUACCUCCAGAGGGCUGGGUUAUCCUCUUAAGACUCAAUUCCCCUCCAAACAGGGCUGGCAUCACUGUUUUGCCUAGUGGGGUCUGAGGUAGGAGAACAUGUCUGGUUUCUCCAUUUGCUGCAGGGGACUAACAGGCUUGGCACUUGUCCUUUGCCCUAGUAAACUGUGACCCUGCCAGGGUGUCCACCUAGGACCUUUCCUGAACCUGAGUUCCCUCCACAGCCUUGGUCAUAGAUCUCCUUCUGGGAUUGCAGAUCAGGGGUGGGAGUAUGUUGCAUGUCGUUUUCUGGUGCUUGUUAUUACACAUUUGAAUAAACAGUGCUUUGAACAUUUGC
This is a messenger RNA of Manis javanica (Malayan pangolin), 3714 nucleotides long. RefSeq names its product synaptophysin like 2 (gene SYPL2). NCBI's taxonomy places the organism in Eukaryota, Metazoa, Chordata, Mammalia, Pholidota, Manidae. Gene Ontology annotation, cellular component: synaptic vesicle; synaptic vesicle membrane. The record is from RefSeq and is a predicted model, not a curated record.